Echinostoma caproni is the source of this 1200-nucleotide messenger RNA. NCBI's taxonomy places the organism in Eukaryota, Metazoa, Platyhelminthes, Trematoda, Plagiorchiida, Echinostomatidae. The record is from the annotation of a GenBank genome assembly.
ACCAAGGACGAACAAGGUGGGAUUCGCACCAAUGCUACGGUUUGUUUGGCUAAAUUGGCCUCUCUUUUCUCUACACAAGUGCAGCAGGGAGUGAUGUUGAGUGCGUUCUUGCGUGUCACUCGAGACCCGUUCACUCCGACUAGGCGUGCUGCGGUCGCAGCCUUAGCUGCAACUCAGGGGUACUACACGACGGAACAAUUGGCAUGUAAACUCCUUCCCUGUCUGUCUUUUCUUACUUUGGAUCCCGAGAAAGAUAUCCGUGACGAUGCGUUCCGUACGAUUCGCGGAAUCAUUGAACUAUUGGAACAGAUCAGCGAGGAUCCUGCUCGUGCCGAUGUGUUCUCGAAAGGUUCCCAAGAUACGACAACAAACACAAAAGGAGCCACCAGCGGUGUCGGUUUGAAUACUGCAUCCACUCUGAGCCAAUGGGCUCUAUCAGCGCUCAAAUUUUCCUCACGCCUGAUCGUGUCUGGGCCUUCCAGUACAACUACCGUUGCCAGAUCUUGUGCAGGCGAAAGUUUAGAUAGUAGUGCUAAGCAAUCACCAAGUCACGCUGUCGGAGGAGCCGCCUCAAAGGACAAGGUUGUGAAUGAAAAAUCGCAAUCAGCUACAUCAAAAUCCAUAAAAAAACCAAUGGAACCUCGUCCCUCUGCUACUGCACAGUUUACUCACGAGCGAUUGUCUGCUGGUGCCGAAAUGGAACGUCGUUGGGAUGGUGACGGUGAUGGUGAUGCUGAUGAUUGGGGAUCGCUUGAAGCGGAAAUACCAGCUGAUCAUUUCCGUGACACAAAAACCUCAAUAAAUACAGUAAAAGAAACCUCUUCAUGGGAUUGGAAUUCGCCGGAACUGGACAAAACACAUGACGAGUUAUUUGGAUCGUUCAUUCGUGACGAUUCCUCUGGACCGCGGUCAGUGAAACCAGCCACUGCAGCUUCCGCCAUGCCACUCCAGGAACGAUCAACCUCACCUCUCGGUCAACUCAACAAACAAUCUACAAAGAAGCUUGACGAUUGGGAUACGGAAGCAUUUUUCAAUCAGAUUUCCCUCACAAAUAAACGGGAUAAUAGUGCCAGUCAGACAAAAUUAAAUCGUGCAAAAGAAGCCAAGACAACAAAACGAGUUACAAAACAUAUGCAUGAAAAACACACGUCCCCUCGAGAGCCAGAAUCCGUGGAUGAUUCAGGUUGGGGUGACUGGUAA